This is a messenger RNA of Cryptomeria japonica (Japanese cedar), 998 nucleotides long. RefSeq names its product MLP-like protein 423. Gene Ontology annotation, cellular component: nucleus; cytoplasm. The coding region runs from base 217 to 693 and encodes 158 amino acids. Lineage: Eukaryota; Viridiplantae; Streptophyta; Pinopsida; Cupressales; Cupressaceae. Gene Ontology annotation, molecular function: protein phosphatase inhibitor activity; signaling receptor activity; abscisic acid binding. The transcript has 2 exons. The record is from RefSeq and is a predicted model, not a curated record. Gene Ontology annotation, biological process: defense response; abscisic acid-activated signaling pathway.
UUUUCCCUCAACAGCCAUUCAAUCCUGCAAUGUUGUGCCAUAAAUGUCAUAUUCAAACAGCUUUAUGAUGAAUUAUUAAAGCACAAAUUAUGCUGGAGAGCGUGAAUACUCCAUAGCCCUAUUAGUAGACUUCAUAGCUUUAUAAGGCAGUUUAAGUCCCAGGUGAACCGCAUCCUAUGCUUUUGUUAUUAUUGUAGACUUUAGUGAAGAAGAGAGAUGGCACAAACUAUGAGUUGGGAGGCUGAGUUGAAUGUUCCUGCAAACCAAAUAUGGAAGGCCUUUGAGAAUUGUGCAGAUAUUUUUCCCAAGCUGAUGCCCAAUCACUUCAAAAGCAUUGAUGUACUUGAGGGAGAUGGCAUCAGCCCUGGAAGUGUUAGACUCAUCAAAUAUGGAGAAGGGUUUCAGAUGGCAACUUACAAGUUGGAGAAAAUAGAAUCCUUGGACGAGGCCAAUAUGACUACCACUCACAGCGUACUGAGUGGAGAGAUAAUGCAUAAGUACAAGACAUACAAGCUGACUUUGAAGGUAAGCCCUGGAGUUAGAUCAGGCACUUGCGUUGUGAAGUGGGUUAUUGAGUAUGAACCGGCUCAUGAAGGCGAGGUUGUACACCCAGAGAAUGCCAAGGAAACUGCAGUACACACCUUCAAGGUCUUGGAAGAAUAUCUUCUCUCCAACCCACUUCCAGUGACUUAGCUUAGCUGUUACUAUAUAGGUCCCUAUGGCUGAUUAAUCCAAAAAUCAUAUGAUUAGUACUAUUAUAAUAAAAUAAAGGGCUAGGCCUAAGAACUAUCUGUUUGAAGCUAUGUGAAGCCUUGUUUUCCCAGGGUCUCGAUUGGCUUGAUAUUUUGUAUCAACAAUGGCGAUGUGUUCUGUGAGAAAGCAAGGUCUUGUAUGGCUAUGUGUUUUAAAUCAGCUUUGGUGGUGUACUCUGUGUGAGAUGUUAAAUGGUUUAUCAAUGUAUUAGUGUUCUACAAUUAGUUUCUGUAUGAUCUAUUUAA